GGUUUGCUCUAGUUUUAGAAUGAAAGAGUUAGCGUUCUUAAUGGGUCAUUUGGAAUAUCGUAUGUCCAUCAACUAGGACAAAGUCCUUGAUAAAGGAAUACAUAUACAGUACUUAUUCUUACGUCAUUUUAAUGAAUGUUUAUCCAAGCAAUUUAUAAACGUAUUUUUCCCUUAUACAGGACAGAGUAAUUCUACAACUAAAAUGCAAGCAAAUGCUGCACUCGCUUCCUUUAAAGUUUUAGAACGAUAUUUAAAACUUCCUUUGGAUGAAAGUAUUUGUCAAAUAACUUAUGUCUGGAUCGAUGGCACUGGAGAAAAACUAAGAGGAAAAACCAAAACCCUCGACUUUGUACCAAAAACUGUUCGUGAUGUUCCAUUGUGGCAAUUUGCUGGUUGUGGUACCUACCAAGCAGAAACUAGUAGAUCUGAUAUGUAUCUUCACCCUGUGGCCAUGUAUAAAGAUCCAUUUCUGAAAGGUUGCAAUAAGCUUGUUAUGUGUGAAACUUAUACUCUUGAUCAAAAACCGUCUGUUAAUAAUAAAAGACGUUCGUGUAAAGAAAUAUUAGAAAAGGUAAAGGAAGAGAAACCAUGGUUUGGUAUUGAACAAGAAUAUACUCUUCUUGAUGCGAAUGGACGUCCUUUAGGGUGGGUUGAAAGAGGAUAUCCUGAACCUCAAGGACCUUACUUCUGUGCAGUUGGCACUAAUAAUGUAUACGGAAGACAUGUUAUGGAAGCGCAUUACAGAGCAUGCUUAUAUGCCGGUAUUAAAAUUGCUGGAACAAAUGCUGAAGUUAUGCCUUGUCAGUGGGAGUUUCAAGUAGGACCAUGCGAAGGAGUUAGCAUAGGAGACGAUCUUUGGAUGGCUAGAUAUAUAUUACAUCGAGUAGCCGAAGAUUUUGGAGUUAUGGUGACUUUUGAUCCCAAACCUGUACCAGGUGACUGGAAUGGUGCAGGAGCUCAUGUUAAUUUCAGUACUAAAUCAAUGAGAGAACCAAAUGGCUUGAGAAUUAUUAAAGAAGCCAUAGAACUCCUAUCACGAAAUCAUCGCCGCCAUAUUGAAGCAUACGAUCCCAAAUCGGGCAAAGAUAACGAAAGAAGAUUAACUGGUUUUCACGAAACUUCACGAAUUGGGGAAUUUACAUAUGGAGUGGCAAAUCGUUCGGCCAGCAUCAGAAUUCCUUGUCACGUAGAGAAACAGCAAUGUGGUUAUCUAGAAGAUCGAAGACCUUCUUCUAAUUGCGAUCCAUACACCGUUGCCGAAAUUUUAGUCGAAACAUUAUUAUUGAAAGAGUGACGCGCAUGGUUUUUCUAUCUGGUAUAUUUGGAUAUAUGCUGUAUAUGUAUAUAAGCCUAUAAUAUACGGAAUGUAUAGUUUAGUUUGCUUCCAUCAGAAGAGUUCGGGUUCGAUUCUUACUCGAGAUACUCGGAAAAAAAUUUAUUUUAUAUUUGAUUAGAUUUAAUACCAAAUUCAAAAUGUAGCCAAUACUAUUUCUUAGAUCCGAAUUUAAUAAACUCGAAAAUAUUUCAA
This is a messenger RNA of Centruroides sculpturatus (bark scorpion), 1528 nucleotides long. RefSeq names its product glutamine synthetase 2 cytoplasmic-like. The coding region runs from base 203 to 1294 and encodes 363 amino acids. Gene Ontology annotation, molecular function: glutamine synthetase activity. The record is from RefSeq and is a predicted model, not a curated record. NCBI's taxonomy places the organism in Eukaryota, Metazoa, Arthropoda, Arachnida, Scorpiones, Buthidae. Gene Ontology annotation, cellular component: cytoplasm. The transcript has 7 exons.